CUCUUUGUCAUAUGACGUUAAAGUUUAUAAUAUUCUUUAAAUUGUCACAUUUAUUUGUGUAGUCUUGUGAUUAUAAAUGGAGGUCCGUAGAGACUCCACCAGGUUAGGCCUGGCCUCUAACUGCUCAGACCUGAACACUAAUGAUGAAGCACUGGAGUAUGACUUCCCUGAUGUUUCCAUUACGGAGAGUUCAAAGUCCGGAGAUUCUUUCAGCGAAUUCGGAGAAGGUUCCUGCGGGGAGCCGCAGAUGGCCCAGCACCUGGUGGUAGACUUCACGCACAGCGAGACUGACAGCGAGUUUGUGCAGAAGAAAUGCUGUGCCUUCUGGGAGCUCGUCGAGAGCCACCCGGAAAUACACCAUUUGAUGGUUAUGCCGGAUUCUCAAAUGUACCCUAGUACUCAAUCAUCUACAGUUGAUAGUGUCGACACUAAAGAGGUGUUCCCGGAGACGUUGGAGGAGGAACCAGAAAUUAAAGAACAUACAGCCGUGUCUAUGCUAGAUUUCGUUACCAGGGAAGGUAUGAUCGACAAAUCGUUUGAGGCCAAGAUUCCUCAGACUUUCUGUCCUCUUGGCUCCAGAGAAUACAUGGAAAAUGAGGCGACACAACAACCUAAACCACACAAAAAGAAGGAAAAGGAUCCUGCACUUUGCCACUGCCCCCGCGAACGCGUAUGCUGCAGCAGGGCGAAGGCUGCAGACGUAAUCCCAGCCUCCUCGGAGAAAGUCCGGGCCAUGUGCAAGACUAUGAAGAAAUGGGACUUACAACAUCCUAAGUCAAUGGAGCCCCCCGCUCGUGCCGUGCCGCUUAUCCACAGCGUCAUGCAAAGAAGACUCGACUGAUUAAUUUUUAUUCGCGUGUUUACAUGUUUCUUGUGUUUAGUUUGUAAAUGAACUUAGUUUAUAAACUGUUAGUUUAUUUGUUAAAUUUUAGAAUUAUUUUUAUAUGUUAAUUGUUGUUUAAUUGUGUAAGCUUGUUAGAUAAAUUUGUUUGGAUAUAAUA
Messenger RNA from Plodia interpunctella (Indianmeal moth), 1001 nucleotides. RefSeq lists its product as uncharacterized. Bases 77 to 841 code for a protein of 254 amino acids. NCBI's taxonomy places the organism in Eukaryota, Metazoa, Arthropoda, Insecta, Lepidoptera, Pyralidae. The record is from RefSeq and is a predicted model, not a curated record. The transcript has 6 exons.